AUGGCAGAAGAGUAUGCAAAACAAAAAAAUAUAUCUACAACUGACGCAUCGAAUGAAAUAAAAAACAAAAUAAUCAGUACUUCCGGUCCAAAAUCUCAUGGAGCUACUCAAGCUAGUAAAGAUUCGGCGACAUCACGUCUCACUGAUGUAAAAGGAUAUACAGGCUCUCAUAAAGAACGGUUUGAUACUGAAACUGGUAAAGGUAAAGGAAUCGAGGGGCGAGAGUAUGUCAUGGAUGAAAAAGCGGCUUCCGGUUAUGUUGGAGGCUAUAAAGGGCAGAACACAUAUGACAAAACCCACUAA
This is a messenger RNA of Schistosoma mattheei, 303 nucleotides long. The record is from the annotation of a GenBank genome assembly. NCBI's taxonomy places the organism in Eukaryota, Metazoa, Platyhelminthes, Trematoda, Strigeidida, Schistosomatidae.